Molecule: messenger RNA, 1458 nt
Organism: Ectocarpus sp. CCAP 1310/34
Lineage: Eukaryota; Phaeophyceae; Ectocarpales; Ectocarpaceae
Source: the annotation of a GenBank genome assembly
CUUGAGCGUAGGAGCGGGCGGAAGGCCGUGCGCCAGAUGUUCGAGAGCAUCGCGAGCGCUGAUGGGAGCCAAGCGCGGGUGGUCAGCAGCGAGGGGGGCUUUGGAGACGGGCGCCAACGACUACUGUGUCUCUUCCCGGUCAACGCUCGGGACGAGGUUAUCGCAUCCCUCGCCGUACGGGCGCGCCUGGCGAAAACGUUCGAUGGUACGAGCACGCCCGCAAACGCCACGUCCGGUGGAAAUACGUCCCUGCAGAUAGUGAGGCGUCUUCUUCAAGAAGCGAAAGAGGCAGACGCGAGGAUGUGGAUCGUGCGUGCGGCGGCGGAAAUUGUUCGGGCCGAUGUCGAUCAGCAUCCAGAUCUCAAGAAUGCCCGCAUCCGACGGCAAAAGCACAAGUUCUGCGUGGAGUUGGCCGCACCCGUGAAACCAGUGCGAGAUGCCCUAGCUGAGAUGCCCCCGACAUUGGUUGGACUCUUUCAAGAAGACGUGGAUUCUGUUGGGCCGACUUCCGAGGCAGCUUCCACUUUCAUCGAAAAAAACAACCAGGAUAGGCGAGGCUUCGCACGGCGUUUGUACAUGCUUUGCAAGUGCACGGUGAAGGAUAGGCGAGGCUUCGCACGGCGUUUGUACAUGAUUUGCAAGUGCACGGUGAAUGCGAUUUUUUCUGGUCGACACUUGACAGCGGCCAUGGUCGACUACGUGGACCUCAUCCGAGUGGCCAUCGUCAAGCUUGGCAAGAACAGGACGACAGACACGUGCCCGACUUAUAGGUCGACGCGCGAGCAAUGCCUGAGGAUGAAGUCUGUCGACGGGUACUGGCAAGAUGGAUUCAAAGACCACAUGCCAGAACGAGACUUCAACGGAAAGGGUUGGGGUAUCAACCCCAAGGCGAAGGGCAGCAACGCGUCAGCACUCACAGGAGAGAAUUGCGUUAUGUGGAUGUCGGAGCAUUCUUACAUCGGUCCCGAUGGGAAGCUGGUCACGAUGACGUGCGGUUGCAACCCGGUGAAGGCCUUAAAGCAUAACUGUAGGGGGUGCGGGUGCAAAGGGCGCAAGUGCUCCCUCGCNCGCAAAGGGCGCGAGUGCUCCCUCGCUUGCGGCUGCAGGGGCCGUUGCCAUUUGGCUCGCAAGCCUGUACCCGGUGCACCGACCGGCCAGGCCACGUACUCCGGUCCUGCCGGUGCUGCACACUCCGCAGUCGUUGCCAGCGCCAUGACGGCUCUUCUGGCGUCCCGGAACGCUAGAACGGACGAGGAAGAGGAAGACCCGGACGAUCCCGGUUCGGACGAUCACGACACCGGCCGUUCGGACAGUGACUCGGACGAUUUUCUGGAGCUGGAAGCGGAAGAGUCGGCUGACAGCGACUUAGACUCUGAUGAGUCCGACCCUGGGUGGGGCGGUGUCGGUGGGGUCAAUGCUCAGGACGAUGCAAAAUCUGAGGGCGAAGCAUGGUUCUGA